Messenger RNA from Neolamprologus brichardi, 1113 nucleotides. Lineage: Eukaryota; Metazoa; Chordata; Actinopteri; Cichliformes; Cichlidae. The record is from RefSeq and is a predicted model, not a curated record.
GGCGCUCUCGUUCUGUCCUGACCGCCUAAUAGAGAAGCUUUAUUUUCUUUCGAUAGUGAAAACACCAGCGAAGAACGGAAGCGAAAUAACGGGAAGAAGAACUCAGACUGUGCGCUUCUGUUCAGAAACCCGGCAACCAUGGGAGCGGUUCUGGGGGCAUUUUCUUUCGCAAGCUGGGUGCCGUGCCUGUGCAGCAGUGCUACGUGCCUGAUGUGUAGCUGCUGUCCGAGCAUCAGAAACUCCACGGUGACCAGGAUCAUCUAUGCCUUUAUAAUGCUGAUAGGCACCAUCGUUGCCUGCAUCAUGCUGUCACCGGGUGUGGAUCGGCAGCUCAAAAGGAUCCCAGGCUUUUGUGAGGAUGGGGCAGGUUCGUCUGUCCGUGGUCUACAGGCGGAUGUCAAGUGUGAGAUGUUUGUGGGGUACCAAGCAGUUUACCGUAUAUGCUUUGGAAUGAGUAUGUGGUUCUUGGGGUUCUCCGUUCUCAUGAUAAACAUAAAGAACAGCAGAGAUCCACGUGCUGCUAUCCACAAUGGGGAGUCUCAACCUCAUUCAGGUCUACUACAGUCUUCUUUCAUCACCUUGUACACUAUGUUUCUAACCUGGUCUGCCAUGACCAAUGAGCCUGAGCGGGAAUGCAACCCCAGCCUGUUGAGUAUCUUCCAGCAGAUCGCAGCCCCGACCCCGGGCCCUACAGAGACCGAGAACCAGACAGCCACCAUGGCAAUGAUUACCACAAUCACUGGGACAGAAAAACCUGCCUUUACAUCUCCAUACCUGCAGUGGUGGGAUGCUCAGAGCGUUGUGGGCCUCAUUAUAUUUAUCUUGUGCAUCCUGUAUUCCAGCAUUCGUUCAUCCAGCAACAGCCAGGUCAACAAGCUAACUAUGGCAUCCAAAGAUUCAGUCAUCCUCGCUGAGGGGGGCAGCACAGCAGAACUGUCAGAGGAGUCGACAGGGCCCAGACGGGUGGAGGACAAUGAGCGGGACAUGGUCCAGUACAGCUACUCCUUUUUUCAUUUCAUGCUUUUCUUGGCCUCACUGUACAUCAUGAUGACCCUCACUAACUGGUACAGGUCAGUGGCUCCCUUCUCUUUUAGCACAACAUCUAAAGUGUAG